Phalacrocorax carbo (great cormorant) is the source of this 4261-nucleotide messenger RNA. The record is from RefSeq and is a predicted model, not a curated record. NCBI's taxonomy places the organism in Eukaryota, Metazoa, Chordata, Aves, Suliformes, Phalacrocoracidae.
GGGAGAGGAAGCAGGCGAGGAUUUAUUUGUUCUCUUAUUGCAAGAAAAAAAAAAAAAGGAAGAAAGAAAGAAAGCUGCUGGUUGUGACUUUUGAAGCAGGAGGUCAGAAAGCACGGGGUUCCCCUGAUAACGCACACACCCUGUAAACUUUUAAACAGCUCCAUGGAAACUUGUUAUUAAUGCUGCAGUCAUUAAAAGGCGCAGACCACGGCAGAUUUAUUAGCCCCGUAAACCACAACACGUGCCAGCUCUCUGGAAACAAAAGGGUCCGUCAACUUUACCCCUCUGCUCGGGAUUUGGGAAGGCUGGAAGGAGAGCGGCGAGGAUGGAGCCGGUGGCUUGUGUCGUGGGGAAGUGGCAUCGCCUCCGUUAACCGACGCUCUCCUUCGCGGUUAGCUAUCGUAAUUCGGUGGCGGGGAAGGCGUUUGAGCACGGGUGGAGCGAGAGCACGGCGAGCCGUGCCGAGCUCACGGCGUUCAUCGUGGCAGCCAGGCGAGGAGCCUCCAGUCUCCCCAGUCAAAAGAUUUCCCCGGGUGUCUGCCAUGAUAAAUCAGCUGCCGUCAGCCUGAAUAACCGCAUUCACUGAAGUUACAGUAGGAAACUUGUCUGGGUGGACACUGUGCCAUUGCUCUGCAGAGAGCAGCCGGUGCCGAUGGCUGGCGUUGCGCUGAAAUAUUGCAUUGAUCGCCGCUCCAAAGCUCGCCUGGCAGCGUGCGGGGCUUUAUCGCAGCGGUAGGAAGCAGAGUGAAUACUGGGAGAAGAGGCGCUGUGGAAAGGCAGGGUUAGACCAACACCUCGCUGAUCUCUCCGGGAAUAAGGAGCACGUUGGAUGUGUGAGAUGCUGAAAGGACCGGAGGGAGCCUGGUAUGUCCCUGGGAGAAUCUGCAGGCUAAACUUGCUCGCUGUCGGCAGCCCGGCGCUGUAAAGGCAAAGUGGGUUAAGUGUCUGCCGUCGCGCUGGCACGGAGCACGGCUCGUGUCCCUUCCCGACCCAUAGGAACCAGUCCCUGUCCUGGAGAGGACACGGGAGGUGUUUGCUCACACGUGGGUUAUAAAUGGCCCGGCGAGGCCCUGACCUGUGCUCCGCCGUCGCCGGUCUCCGCUCCGAUGCGGGGUCCCUCCGCGAAGGCGGUGGGUGAGCGAUGCUCGGGGCCCGGGUAGGCAGGAGGUUGGGUGGCAGCACCCGGACGGGCUUUCCCUCGCGGCAUGUUGUGGGGAGACGCUGCUGGUUUGUGAAUGAAUUUGAGCAGCUGCUUGCACAGGCAGUGAGGAGCAAUUACAGAAUGCCUGGGAGGAACAAGGACGCCACAGACAUCCCAGGGGACGUUAAUUUCCACCGAUGGGGUGGACUGGUAGGGAAGGCUGCGGGGUUGGGGUGAGGCUCUCCUGCACCCCUAUUCUCGAAGACUGAGUGCAAGGAAUAAACCUGCAUUAUUCAAUAGGAAAAAAGCUUCCUGUGCUCCUCCAGCCCUGCGCUGAACAGCACCGUGCACCACCCCAGCGCGAGACAGAGCUGGGAAAAAAAGGUCAACAAUGCAGUUCCUAGCCUGCUUCUCCUUGAUGCUUCUUCUUCCUUGUUUUGGUACCACCAAAACCUGCUUCCCUGGCUGCCACUGCGAAGUGGAAAGCUUUGGCCUCUUUGACAGCUUUAGCUUGACCAAGGUGGACUGCAGUGGAAUAGGCUCACACAUUGUUCCUGUCCCAAUCCCUCUGGAUACCUCCUACUUGGAUCUAUCAUCAAACAAACUGGAAACAAUCAAUGAAUCGAUGCUUACUGGCCCUGGAUACACCACCUUGGUGAGCCUCGACCUGAGCUACAACAAAAUUGCCAAGAUUUCCUCCACAACCUUCUCCAGACUUCGGUACCUGGAGUCCUUGGAUCUGAGUCAUAACUCUCUGGAAGCCCUUCCUGAGGACUGUUUCUCCAGUUCUCCUCUGGGUGACAUAGAUUUGAGCAAUAACAAGCUUUUGGAUAUAGCUAUGGACAUUUUUGCUUCAAAAGGUCAAGGAAAACCCCUCAAUGUGGAUCUAUCCAAUAAUAUGCUCAGCACAAUUACGAGGCAUCGUGAAAAGAGCAUCCCCAGCAUCCAGAACUUAAAUCUUUCUGGGAACAGGCUAACCUCUGUGCCAAACCUUCAGGGGAUUCCUCUCCGAUACUUAAAUCUUGAUGGGAACCCUCUAGUCAAGAUCAAGAAAGGAGACUUCAUGGGGCUGAAAGAUUUGAUUCAUUUAUCCCUUGGCAGCCUGCGUGGAUUUGGAGAGUUAUCUCCUUAUAGCUUCAAGGAACUAGCAGCUCUCCAGGUUCUGGAUUUAUCCAGCAAUCCCAGCCUGAAGUCACUGACUGCUGAAAUUAUCUUUGGUCUGAACUCCUUACAAGAGCUCAACCUCUCUGGGACAGGCGUGUCAUCCUUGCCAAAGACUGUGCUGAAAUACCUGCCUUCCAUCAAAAGCAUCACCUUGGGGAAGAACAUACAGUGUCUUAAGACCAUCAAAGAAGGACAGUAUCACCGACAAAUUGGCCUGACCAAAAAAGAGAUCCUCAGUUGCCACGACAGCCACGGAUUACUUCAGGUCCAACCUUGGCAACCUCCCAUCUUUCCAGCCUUAGCGAGCUAUUGCUCAGAGAUGAUGUGCAGCAGAGCAAGGGAAGCAGAGGGGUCUGCCAACAGCCGCAUCUCACCCAGGAACCAGCCUCCGAUGAAGCAAAUUAAAUGAGCUGCAAAGUGAAGAGAUCAUGUAGCCUAGCUUAAAAAAACCCACCCAAACGAAAAAAAAAAAAAUCCCUUCUUCCUUUCUGGGGAAGCUUGGAAGAAAACCUUGACACGGAUUCUCGUCUCGAUGACCUUAUCAAACCAAGAUGCAGACCCGAGGGAUGUGAGACUAAGCCGUUUCCAUGCUGACAUCCCCCAUCUGACCACAACAUCUCUGACUCAGCUGGGCUCAUGUGAGGCAAUUUCCAGAGCCAAAACAGUCUCCGGAACAUGCCAGGGGAAGAAUUAACAUGGACGCCUGCGACCCCGGAGCGCUUUGCCUAUCAGGGCAAAGAUCUUGGGUUUUUUUUUCCAGAGCUGUGGCUUUUCUUUCUCUCGCACAGCUCCUUGGCUGCCAACUGAAAUCUGAUAAAAAGCCUGGUCCUCAGAGGUUUACUCAUUUUUUCCUCCAUUGCUGUAAUGCUGGCAAAGCAAAGGGAGCCCCUCUCGUUCCCGAAAGCGGGGGAAGGCAGCACAGCUUGACUCAGUGCCAUCUGUGAAGCCUUUAACCUGCUUAUAGGAGCUCCUGCAGUGGAGGUGUUUGCUGAGGUCUGGGCCACACCUGGCACGCUCUGUCCUGGGGAUGGGAAGGGAUGUUUUGGAGGGGGGUCCGGCUCGGGUUGGUGGGGAGCUUGGUCUCUAAACCCAGCCUUGCAGGGCAACCUUUAGUGUGUGAAGCUGGUUUAGGGAAGUCCACACGAAGGUGACACAGAUAUAAACUCGUUCCACAGCCGUCCUUGGGAGCGCUGGGAGGAGCUCAGGCUUUGCUCUCACACCCCCAAAGGUCUUUGCGAAUGGAAACCCUAUUGCCCAAAGCAGCUGUCUCCAGCGAUGGUUAAACCCACUGAGACCAUAAAAGCCAGAGUCAACACCUCACUUUGGAUACUGGCAUCCCUCUCCCACAUUUUCAUCCAUCUCCUUCUCAGUGAUUUGUCUGCGGACCUUAGGGUGGGGAUUUGAACCCUUUCUUUCAUGCUGGGGGGUUUCCCCCUCUGCUGAGCGUUUGCAGUGCUCGACCGACCUUCACAGUCACAAGAAACACUGAUUUUCUUAAAAAGGCAAUGGGACUGCCUACAGGCAGGGAUCUGGAGGGGAACACAACCAGCUGCAGUGCGAGAUGGGGGCACCUUGGGAGGGAAGAGGUGUGUUUUUAGUGGAUCUUGCCUUUUUAAGAGAAUUCUUUUCUGCUGGCAGAAAAUGUAAUUUUUAAAAAAGUUGUUGAAUUUUAUAAGUCUGUACCUAGAUGAAAUGUUUCAGGGAUCACAUACUGUCAGAGUUACUCUCUUUGUGCCACUGUGGUAAACUUAAAACCCAGUGUGACAAUCCAAUUGAAGACUGCAAGAUUUCCUUGUGUAAUCUCACGCUAGCUGCUAGCUAAAUAAGUCUUAGCAGAAGCUGGCAAAUACCGUUGCUGUGUUAGUUUGGUUUGUGUUUUUUUUUUAAGAACCUCUGCAGCAUUGUAAGGCUUUGUGAUUACUCACAAUAUAAUAAAGUGAUUUGGAGGAGAACAAA